UAAACACUUAGAUCGGUAUGGGCACAGGUUUGCCCUGAUUGAAGCCGAUCUCGCGUGGAAAACAUCUCCUGUACUUGUAAUUGUAUUUGUAAUUGAGAGAUGUUUCCCAAACACGGUUGGGAUCUUCCGUGAGGCGCUGAUGUCAACUCGCCCAUGACUCGUCACUCGUAACUCAUGAUCGUGUAAGGUCUGGUUCUAGAUUUCUAGGUCGUCGCAGUCCCUGUCCAGUUCCCCUCCACGUUAUCCAUAUACAUCUAGUAUCCCUUCCUCACGCAUGUUGCAGGUAACGGCAUUGCCGGCAGAAGCCUAUUUCUCCAAGAGAAGGCCAAAGCCAAACUUUCCCUAUUUCGGUCUCCACCAAAGACGCCUACUUGUGCCACUGCUGGUGGUGGUGGUGACGGUGGCAGUUGCGUCAUUGUUGUCUAUCAUCUCUUUCCACGGUCUUCUGAAGCUAUCCAAUACUCCACCAGUUCAAUUUGUUGAAAGCAAACUAAAUACUCAAUUUACGCCAUCAAAUACGCUUUAUCUAGCAGAAAACAUCAGUACCAACAACAAAGCUGCGGCAGGACAAACAAGUAUGGUGCAUCCACCACCGUCGCCGCCACCUCCAUCGCUUCCACUACCACCACCACCACCAACAACAGAUGCAACGGGUGGUCCAUACCAUAAUUGGGAACUUUUUUCUGCGGAUUUUAAUGAAAUGCUCACCAACUUGAAAAUAUUUGUUUAUCCCGAUGUUUUCACCAAAAAACACUCUUCCCCCUCUGCCCCAAUUUUCCUUCCCCAUCCCAACCCUUUGCAUCCAAAGCUUGGAAACUACUACAGCGAGCACAUGUUCAAAAUAGCCCUCCUUGGGAGCUCCCUUCUCACAACCAACCCAGAAGAGGCACACUUCUUCUUCAUGCCCUUCUCCAUCAAUGCUCUUCGAAACGAUCCACGUGUGCGUUCUGAGGCAUCCAUUGCAAACUUUGUCGCACAGUACACAGCCAGGAUCAGCUGGGAGUAUAUAUUCUGGAAUGCUUCAGAGGGUUCUGAUCACUUUUAUGUUUUCUGUCAUUCUGUUGGGCGGGAUGCGGCUUCAAAGCAUCAGAGUUUGUACAGCAAUGCUAUUCAGGUCACUUGCUCGUCAAGCUACUUCCAGAGGUUCUAUGUUAGUCAUAAAGAUGUGGGGCUUCCCCAAGUUUGGCCUCGGCCGCCUGAGGAAGCAUUAAAUCCGCCAGAUGCAAGGAACAGAUUAGUUUUCUUUGCUGGACGCAUACAGAACUCUCAAGUUCGCCAAGAGCUGGUAGACACAUGGGCAAAUGAUACUUGCAUGGACAUAUUUUCUGGAAAUCCUCCUUUCCCAUACGAGGAAGGGUUUAGGAGGAGCAAAUAUUGUCUCCAUGUGAAGGGAUACGAAGUCAAUACUGCGAGGAUCUCCGAUGCUAUAUACUAUGGUUGCAUUCCUGUGAUAAUAUCCAAUCACUAUGACCUUCCUUUUGCCAAUGUAUUGGAUUGGAGCAAGUUUUCUGUCAUCAUCAGCCAUCGAGACAUAGCCUUGGUGAAACGGAUACUGUUGUCAAUAUCCAGACAACUGUACUUGAGAAUGCACAAUAAUCUAUGUAAAAUUAGAAGACACUUCAAAUGGCACACAACUCCUAAAGGCUAUGAUUCCUUCCAUAUGACUGCUUAUCAAUUAUGGUUGCGAAGAGGAAUACACGGUUUACCUUAUUGAUGCUUUUGUAUUCUGCAUUUUGAGUUGACUGGUUUAUGAGUUCUGGAUUUAUUUUCAUGCAUGAACAUUCUGAAGACUCUUUUCAAAAAAAAAAAAGAAGAAAAAGAAAACACAUGCAGAAGACGCAAAAUACCAACGGGUUGAUGGCAGAUAGGA
Molecule: messenger RNA, 1870 nt
Organism: Nelumbo nucifera (sacred lotus)
Lineage: Eukaryota; Viridiplantae; Streptophyta; Magnoliopsida; Proteales; Nelumbonaceae
Product: putative glycosyltransferase At3g07620
Molecular function (GO): glycosyltransferase activity
Source: RefSeq, a predicted model, not a curated record